UAGAGAAAAACAAAAUAGCCAAAGAAAGCUUGCUAGAGAAGAUGGCUUACUAGAGAAGAUUCGAAAACUAUAUAACUAUUCAGUGACACUCACGGCGCUGCUCAACUCAACCAUGGCGGCAGCACCAGACUGGUCUCAACUGCCGGCGGAGCUCCUCCAUCUAAUUUUAGAAUGCCUCGACGACACCCCACUCGACCGCCUCCGCUUCCGAUCCGUCUGCUCCACAUGGCGCUCUUCCAUUUCCCCCUUCAUCCCCAUCCACCAAUUCCCCUUCAAUUUCCCACCCAUCCCUGCCGCUUCCCUCUCCGCACGCAGCAUCUUCCUCAUCAAACCACCACCACACCUACAAACCCAAACACCAUGGUUGGUCAAAAUCGGCCAAGACGAAUGUGGCCGGAACCGCCUCUGGCACCCUCUCUUUCGUGACCGGUCCAUUUCUACCUCCUCCCCUGGCGUGCUCGACCUCACCAACCUCCUCGUCUCCGACCUUGGAAACGAGUUCGUCGUCGCCCACCCCUCUACCAAGGGAAAGGUGGUGGCGGCUGCGGCUGCCACAUUGCAGGGUUCCAUGCUGCUCACGAUUCAUGAAUCCGAGAAGCUGGCCGUCUUCGGCUAUGGUGACGGUGACGACGAGCGCUGGACAAUCAUGCCGGCGCCGGACAUGUCCACGAACUACCAUGAUGUAUCCGCCUUUAACGGCAGGCUCUACGCGGUGGAAAGCGGUGGUCGGACGGUCGUGGUUGGGCCGGACUCAGUCCUGGAGGAGGAGCCGUUUGCUGAACACUAUGGGCCCAACACCGGCUGCUGCUAUAACGAGAAGUUCUUGGUGGAGAGCGAGGGCGAGCUCUUACUGGUGGAAAAACACGGGGGUUUUUGCGAAGAUAUCAAGUACAAGUACGAAGGUGAUAAUGAUAUUGAUGAGUAUAAAGAGGGGAUGUUUAGAGUGUUUAGGUUUGGAGAGAAUGAAGAGGAUGAAGAAGAGAAUGAGAGUUGGGUGCAUGUGAGGAAUGUAAGAGACCGGGUUCUGUUCAUAGGGGAUGAUUGUGCCUUUUCUGUUUCUGCUUCGGAUUUGGGUGUUGAUGAAGGAAACUAUGUUGUGUUUAGAGAUGAUGACCUGAAAUCUGGUAUUGGUGUUUUUCCCUUGGAUGAUGUAGGUUGGUAUGGAGAUGGGAUUUUGCAUCUGUUGGAUUAUCCCGGUUUUUCCAGCUUGUUCCGGCCACCCCCGGAUUGGGCAAUGUUGCAUUGACAGACAAGAGAGUAUGUAUGUAUGCAGUAUGUUACAUCAAAUGGUUUCUAAUUUGAAGCUGUGUAGUUUUUCUGCAAAUGUCUCCAUUUACUGCUUUGCUCUUUUUUACAUCUUUAGUUCAACUAAAAAAAUGAUGUUACUUCAUUCAGAAUUUGGAAAUCUACUUAGGUUUCAUACUGUCAAGUGUCAACCACUUUGGAUGAGUUUUCUGGAUGCCGAGUAUGUUAUGCAUUCUUGGAAAUGGCAAUUGUUGUUUGCUAUUGUGCAUUACUUUCUAGUCAUAUGGGUACAACUACAAGUACAGUCUUUUAUAUUAAUAUUGCUGUUUUCUUUUUCUUCA
Molecule: messenger RNA, 1586 nt
Organism: Lotus japonicus
Lineage: Eukaryota; Viridiplantae; Streptophyta; Magnoliopsida; Fabales; Fabaceae
Product: F-box protein SKIP23-like
Exons: 1
Coding region: 113-1246 (377 amino acids)
Molecular function (GO): protein binding
Source: RefSeq, a predicted model, not a curated record